Pyricularia grisea is the source of this 3348-nucleotide messenger RNA. RefSeq lists its product as uncharacterized. NCBI's taxonomy places the organism in Eukaryota, Fungi, Ascomycota, Sordariomycetes, Magnaporthales, Pyriculariaceae. The record is from RefSeq and is a predicted model, not a curated record. The transcript has 2 exons. Bases 748 to 3018 code for a protein of 756 amino acids.
GUGCAGCUUGCGGUCGCCAAGAUACGAGCUGACAAGCUGGCGUGCACAGUGUGCUUGGCGGGUGGCUGCCCACCAUCCCAUCGGGAAACGGGACCAUCUAGACCAUGAAGGAACAGGCGAUAAUGAAUUAUUGCAUGGAGAAUUCGGAAAUUUACCAUGUUCCGCCCUCUCGCCAGAUUCUGCUGCCGUGGCUCCCCGUCGUUCGUCAAUGGAUUGGACUGGACUUUCCGGGCUGCGGCUGGAAUAUUUACCCCUCCUCCGUAUCAUGUCCCAAGAUCAGUCAGUCUAUCCUCCAUCUAGGUAGGCCUGUUCGUUCGCCUGUGUUUCUCGUUUGCCCUGCAUCCUCCUGCCUGCAUGCCGCGCUCUAUCACACUCGUUUGAUUGCCCACGACUUGGUACCUUCCUGCUGGCCCUCUCUCUCUCUGUCUCAAGACGCAUCCAGUCGAGCAAUGACCAAAGCGCCUUGACUUUUCGCACCGGUAACCUGUUCCGGAUUGGGUUGACAUCCACAGCAUAGCCUCAAUUGCUUUUUCAGGGCGGUGAGAGCUAUCAAGAAAGCGUUGUUUGGCUAUUGUUUUCUUUGGCGUUGCCGUUGUCACUUUUGUUUUAUUUGAUAAUUUUUUUUUUUGGGGGUGGAGGUAUCUUUUGUGACAAGACAAAGACUUGGGCUUCCGGCCUCGUCCAGUACAGGUCCCUGAUAUCACGCUCGCUAUAAUCCAUAUGAACUGAGGAAGCUGGAAAUCAAUCAUGGUUGCAACUCGUCUGACACUGCUGUCGUUGGCAGCUGUGUCAAGUUGCAUGUUUGGCGUUUUUCGUGGAGAGUCACGAUCAGGUCGCAUUGACCGGAGGUUAAACGGUUCAGGAGGGGAAAGUUCGGCAGACGAUGCCGCUUCUAGCAAUGGUACACCUUUUAGCGAGGAUGUGAUUUCACCGUCCGCAACGCCAUCGGAAGGAGCAGUGUUUGUGCUGUCAUCAGUAGCGUCAGGCAAUGCUGUCGUAUCGAUGUCGUUUGUAUCUGCGGCGUCAACGGCUUACCCGCCUUCCACGUCGUCGACAUCGUUAACAACGGAGACGAUAUUAUUUGCCCAGCCCACCGUAUCUGCUGCUCAAACAGGUCCUGCUCCUCCUGGAGCGGCUAUAGUCAUCAAGACAGUCAGUUCGGGACCGGACGUCACCUCGACUCUGAGUGUUGGGAUUGUAGCACCACCAGCUACAACGUCUGUUCAGGCUGCGGCAGGCAACGUAAAGAAGCCACCAGCGCUACCGUCAAAGCCGAACCUAGCCAACAGCACCGUAACCACAUCCAUGAACUUUUCCAGAACGAUCAGCUCUACCACAGAUAUUUGGACGCUUCCAACCGAGCUUCCCGUCGAUGUCUCGCUUCCAGGUGUGACGUUACCUUCAUUAACUAUCCCAACCAUCUCAUUUGGAGACUGGGUGACAAUCAUGCCGACUACGACCACAACGGCUGCGCCCACCGGUACACCUGGUGGUGGCAUCAGCUAUUGUCAAGCUUCAGACCUGGAGAAGCCCACGACAUCAUACUCUAUAAUUUACUCGACUACCAUCACUUGGACUGGGGAUCCAGACGAAUAUACGGCACCUUUCCCGCCACUCAUCACGCCUAAGCCCUCCUGUGUACAGUCGCCCCAAGCAACCACUCAGGCAGUACGCUAUACCUUGUCCCGAUGCAAUGGUACCGACACCGAGACCGAAUAUCGCACGUGCGAGUUUUCGACGACAACCGUUUACGACGUUGUCACCGGUCGCCCUGCGCCUUCUACAUCUAACAAGGCGAAGGGAACCACGACGGUUCUGGUCACCGACAAAAACCCUGCUGUUGUGUUUCCCACGUCGUCGAUGCCCGACUACGGCGGUGCCGACAGGGACGGCGGCACAAAGUAUAGAGACAAGGUAACUGCGGGUGGUGUUGAUGCUGCUCCGACAACCACCGGCCCAGGGGGAAGCAAACUUGGCAGUGGUAGUGGUAGUGGUAGUGGUGGUGGUGGUGGUGGUGGUGGUGGCGGUAGUGUUCCUGCAGUGCCCAUCACUGUAUCUCUCCGUCCAGGCGCUGUGACGCUGAACGACCAGGUUUAUACGGAUAACCCGGCGCUUAGGACACAGGUCGCGCAGGUCGGCGGGCAGUUGUUCACCAUCGAGCCAACACGCGUGAUCGGCGCCGGUACCACCCUCACCAGGCCGACAGCAAGUGCCACGCCGGCGCCAACAACACCCAUAACGACCGUCGUCGGUGGCGCCCCGGUCGUAAUCAGCUCUGGCGUCGCAGUUGUCGAUGGUACUAGCUUCUCGCUCGAUGGGCCGCCCACGACCAAGGUUGUCCAGGACCAGACCGUGGCCAUUGGCGCUGGCGGCGUUGAAGUUACGGGCCCUACCGGGACCACCCGUCUCGUCAGCUCGCCACGCCACACGGAAGUCGUGGUUGCGGGCGGCGAGGUCGUCACCGCCAUCGGCACGUCGGUGCUGGUGCUACGCGGCACAACCAUAACCUACGGGCCAUCGACGCCCAUCACCAAGAUGAACAUCCAGGGCGACGAAGUCACGGUCGGACCGUCGGGCAUCACAAUCCGCAACAAGGUCCUGGGCGGCGCGUCGGCCCGGGAGUCGGAGACGCAGUACGAGGUCGUCGGCGGCGCUACCAUCACCCAGGUCUCGCCCAGCGUCGUCAUCAUUGCCGGCUCCACCUACACCGUCGGGCCCGGCGCUCCCCAGACGACGGUCGUCAUGGGCGAGCAGACCAUCACGCUCGGCCCUACAGGCGUCGCCGUCUCGACCAUGACCUUGGCCUACCCGCUCGGCGAGACCCCGACUGCAGUCACCAUCACCCCCGGCGCCACCGCCGUGGGCGUGGCGUCUGCUACCACGACGGGCAGCCGCAGCAGUGGCGGCGGUGACAGCAAAGGCGAGGAGGAUGCAGCUGCGGGCCUGAGGCCGUCCGGAGUGCUCUUCAGCAUUUCCUUAUUCAGCAUUGCAUCUGGCGUUUUGGUUUGGGUUCUGUAGACAAUGCAGCGACAUGAAACAUUGCUGCUGCUUUUUCCCCACUCUCUUUUAUUGUAUAAUAUCUUUACUAAAAUCUCUAAUUUUUGUUUAUAAUUGGGGGGGUUCAUGGCGGGAGAAAGACUUUUGGAGACCCCGGGGGAAAAAAAAGCAAAGAAAAAAAAAAGCCGUUUAGGGUCUAAUGGGCAGCGAAAACGAAGGAAGGAAGGGGGCGAAAGGCAUGUUUGCAACGAUGCCUCGGACAAAGGAAUGGCCUUGAUUUUUUGAACCUAUGCACUGAAUUGUGUUUACAGAUAAUGAAUAUCAUGAAAAAUACGAACUUUGUAUCUGAGA